Messenger RNA from Cooperia oncophora, 261 nucleotides. The record is from the annotation of a GenBank genome assembly. NCBI's taxonomy places the organism in Eukaryota, Metazoa, Nematoda, Chromadorea, Rhabditida, Trichostrongylidae.
AUGAUGAGGAUUUUCUCGAAUAAGUCCGGCAUCGAUCUCAACAUUACCUCGACGCUAGGUUGUAUACGUUUUAACGCCGGUACGGAACUUGAUGGAAUCGUUGGAAAACAGGGGAACAUUUACAAACGACGUUCAGCAUUUGUUGUUGGCUGCCGAGGCUUCGAGGACGCUUGCAAUCAGAGCCAUUUUCCAACGAUUUCUCUUCGACCCGACCAACUCUACCAGCACAUCACCAUUUAUCGAUUUUCACUGGUUGAAUAA